CUCAUACCGGAUCAAUAGCAGCAGGAAACCAAGUAAUGGAUAAAAGCUUUUAUGGGUUGGCACAGGGUACUGCUAGAGGAGGAGUGCCCUCUGCCAGAAUUGCCACAUAUAGUCUGUCAUCCUCCCUUAGGUUGCAAUGAUAUAGACAUCUUGGCUGCUUUUGACGAUGCUAUUGCAGAUGGGGUUGACAUUAUUUCCAUCUCAAUAGGAUUGGAUUCUACAGAUAAGUUCCAUGAAGAUACCACUGCUAUUGGUGCAUUUCAUGCCAUGAAGAAUGGGCUACUGACUGUUAAAUCUGCAGAGAAUGCUGGUCCAGGACAAGGUAUCACAGUAAGCUUGGCACCAUGGCUACUUAGUGUAGCAGAAAGCAGCACAGAUCAUCGAAUUUUGGACAAAGUUGUUCUUGGGGAUAGAAAUAAUACUACACUGGUUGGAGAUUUCGUAAAUUCUUUCACAUUAAUGGCAAAAAGUUGCCUUUAUAUUUGGAAAGGAUGCUUCAACCAGUGUUCUUCAGGUAGUGUUGGUAAAUAUUUGGAUGAUGUGUGCUUGGACAGUAGUUUAGUGUAGGGAAAGAUUGUGGCCUGCCCGUUUCCUAGUGGAACUCUUGAGGCUUAUACAGCCGCGGCAGCAAAUGAGAAUGUUUCUUUUUCGCUCCCAAUGCUGGCUUGCAUAUUUCAUAUUUUUGACUAUGAAUUUAUGACAGACUACAUGAAUUCAACUAAAAAUCCAGUAGGAGAGAUUCUAAGAUAGUGAAGAAAUUAAAGAUACCAGUGCUCUUUUUAUUCCUAAGUUCUCUUCACGGGGUCCAAAUGCUAUCAUACCCGAGAUUCUAAAGCCUGAUAUAAGUGCACCAAGGGUAGAAAUACUAGCUGCAUAUUGACCUAUUGUGUCACCUUCUGUUAGCCCAGAAGACAAAAGGUCUGUCAAAUAUAAUAUAAAAUCAGGGACUUCCAUGGCAUGCCAUCAUGUUUCUGGAGCUGCUGCAUACAUCAAAAGUUUCCAUCCUGAUUGGUCUCUUCCGCCAUUAAAUCUGCUCUCAUGACCACUGCUUUGCCCAUGAAUGGUACAAGUGCAUUUAUAGCAAGAGUAUGAAUCAGGAGUUGGGUUUCUCAAUCCAGAACAAGCUGUUUCAUGUGAUAAUGUUUACUCCUUUUUUUUUCUUUUUGGUUUAUUUUACAAUUUUUAUUUUUUUUAGUCCUUAGUUUCAUUUUUCUCCCCUCAGGUUAGUGUAUAAUAAAGCUGCUAUUUUGACAGCCGCUUGCUUAUCCCAUAUAAAGCUGUCAUUUUGACAAUUCCAGCUAACCCAAUCCAGGACUUAUAAGA
Messenger RNA from Ziziphus jujuba (common jujube), 1323 nucleotides. RefSeq names its product subtilisin-like protease SBT4.8. The record is from RefSeq and is a predicted model, not a curated record. Gene Ontology annotation, molecular function: serine-type endopeptidase activity. Bases 52 to 567 code for a protein of 171 amino acids. The transcript has a single exon. Gene Ontology annotation, biological process: proteolysis. Lineage: Eukaryota; Viridiplantae; Streptophyta; Magnoliopsida; Rosales; Rhamnaceae.